This is a messenger RNA of Delphinapterus leucas (beluga whale), 10437 nucleotides long. Lineage: Eukaryota; Metazoa; Chordata; Mammalia; Artiodactyla; Monodontidae. The record is from RefSeq and is a predicted model, not a curated record.
CAUAGUGAAACAUCGUUAAAGACUGAAGAUUCUGGGCUCGGUCCUCUUCUCCUAAGCCUGAGGGGCUGUGGCUGGUUAUGCGGGCGCCCAUGCCAUCUGACGUCUCUAGGCCCUGACGGACAUACUCCAGAUCUGCUUUGCUGAGGCAUGGAGGCAAAAGAGGUCUCAGAGGCUGAAGACAGAGCUGAGGAUCCAGGUUCUGAAAAUAAAGGCCAGCCUGAUGCUGCUCAGCCUGAUUUCCCACCAGGAGGGCAGACCCCUGGCCCCACUGCCCUCUGGGAGAUGCUAGAAAGGAAGUUUCUGGAAUACCAGCAGUUGGCUCCCAGGAGCCCAGCUGAACAUCAGAAGAGCCUGUUGAAUCUUCUCCCACUAUUCCUAAAGGCCUGGGAACACUCCGUGGGGAUCAUCUGCUUUCCCAGUCUCCAAAGGCUGGCUGAAGACGUUUCCAACCAACUUGCCCAGGAGAUACAGAAGGCACUGGUGGGAAAGCCUGCAGAGCAAGCACGGGUGGCAGCUGGGCAGUUGCUGUGGUGGAAGGGAGAUGCCGAUGCAGAGCAGGAUGGCUACCUGCUCCUGAAGUCAGUGUACGUGCUCACGGGGACAGAUUCGGAGACGCUGGGCAGAGUUGCCGAAUCGGGGCUCCCAGCCCUGCUCCUCCAGUGCCUUUACCUCUUCUUUGUCUUUCCUCUGGGAAAGAAUGAGCUUUUUGAGAGUGAUGUUCAAGUUCAGAGGAUGUUUGUGCAGAUGUUGCUCAACAUUUGCGGUGAGGCUCAGGGUCUGGAGGGACUUCUCUCUGGAAACGAGCUCCAGUCUCUUGUGAUUGCCACGACGUGUCUUCGGGAGCACAGCUGCUCCUUUUGGAAGGAGCCCACCUUCUGUGUGCUGAAGGCAAUCUCCAAGGCCCAAAACCUUAGCAUCAUCCAAUACCUGCAGGCCAUGGAUUGCAUCAAGAUCUCCCUCCAGAACCUCUCCAGGCUUGCAGACACUCUCCCUGCUCCCGAGUUGAGCGAGGCAGUGAGCCUCGUCUUGGGCUUUGUGAAGGACUCCUACCCCGUCUCCUCUGCUCUGUUCCUGGAGUUUGAGAAUGGGGAGGGCUACCCUCUGCUACUCAAAGUGUUACUUCGGUAUGACGGGCUGACCCAGAGUGAAGUGGACCCCCACCUAGAGGAGCUCCUUGGGCUGGUGGUGUGGCUGACAACCUGUGGGAGGUCAGAGCUGAAGGUGUUCGACAGCAUCACUUACCCGCAGCUGGAAGGCUUCAAGUUCCAUCACGAGGCUUCUGGGGUGACCGUGAAGAAUCUUCAGGCCUUCCAAGUCCUGCAGAAUGUUUUCCACAAAGCCAGUGACCCUGUCCUCUGCACCAAAGUCCUGUCAUCCAUCAGGACCAUGUGGGCCUGGAACGCCCGCAACUUCUUCCUGCUGGAGUGGACCCUGCAGCCCAUCUCGCAGUUCGUGGAGAUCGUGCCCCUGAAGCCGACCCUGGUGCAGAUGCACUUCUUCCAGCUGCUGGAGGUCCUGGUGUUUGAGCUGCAUUACGUGCCCCAUGAGAUCCUGCGGAAGGUGCAGCGCCUGAUCCAGGAGAGCCCAGAGCCGCUCGUCGCCCUCGUGGCCUUGAAAACUGUCCUCAGGAUCGCCGGUGGGGACCCGCUCUUCACUGACAUCUUCCGGGACUCGGGGCUCCUGGGCCUGCUGCUAGCCCAGCUACGGAAGCAGGCCAAGAUCCUGAGGAAGUCAGGAAACAAAGAGUCCAAUCCUGGAGUUCAGGAUAUAGAAAGAGAACUGACUUGUGUGAUGCUGAGAACUGUGGUCACGCUUCUGAAAGGAUCAGUUCGGAAUGCAGUUGUCCUGAAAGACCACGGCAUGGUGCCCUUCAUCAAGAUCUUCCUGGACGAUGAGUGCUACCGGGGAGCCUCACUCAGCAUCUUGGAGCAGCUCUCAGUCAUCAACGCCGAGGAGUACAUGAGCAUCAUCGUGGGCGCUUUGUGCUCGUCCACUCAAGGGGAACUGCAGCUGAAACUGGAUCUCCUGAAGUCUUUGCUCCGGAUCCUGGAGACCCCCAAAGGCCGUGCUGCUUUCAGAGUCUCCAGUGGGUUCAAUGGGCUGCUGUCCCUGCUCUCUGACCUGGAGGGGUCUCUCCGGGAGCCCCCACUGCAGACCUGGGGGGCAGUGUCCCCCAGCCAGACCCUGGACCUGGUCCUGCACACCCUCUGUGCUGUGUCUGCAGCACUGUACCUGGACCCCGUCAACGGUGACUUCUUUAGGAGGACCGGGCUGUUUGAGAAGCUGGCAGAGGACCUCUGCUUGCUGGGCUGUUUCGGGGCCCUGGAGGAAGAGGGCGCUCCUCCGCACUCCUGGGAGGACACAAAGGCCAGGCCAUUUGCCGAUUUGAUGAGUGCGGCUUUUUCCUCUGCCAGCCCACUCCCACCCAAGAUACAGAGCUGCCUCCAGAUCCUCAGCUUCCUGGACAGCAUGGCCCGAGGCACCCUCCACCUGUGCAAGGACCUGAAGGACUCCCCGAGGGCGAGGCAGGAGGCGGUUGUGGACGCUCAGAAGGGAGAAGCCGGCAGUGACCCCCAGGGAAACUUCAAGCAGUGGCCAGACCUGGAGGACAGGACGGAUGAAGGUGAUGCUGUGAUCAUGCACCCUGGGAUCCUGUGCAUCAUGGUGAGGCUGCUGCCUCAGUUGUACCAUGAAGAUCACCCUCAGCUUUCCAAGGAGAUCCAGUGCUCCGUGACCAGUCACAUCCAGUCCCUGGUGAAGUCGGAGAAGAACCGUCAGGUCAUGUGUGAGGCGGGGAUGCUCAGGACCCUUAUGACCUACUGCCACCAGGCUCUGACCACCAGCAGCAGCCCCUUGCACUCGGGGCUCAUCAGGAUUUUUGAAAAGCUUGCUUCCCAAGCCAUCGAACCAGACGUGUUAAGACAGUUUCUAGGUUUUGGAAUUGCUCCACCUCCAUCGGCUGCAGCGAAAAUCCUCAGUUCAUCUCACAUACAUGGAGGGGACUCUGGAUGCCCAGGGUCACAGCCAGUGACACCAGUGCCUGCUGAGGAUCCCCUGGACACCAGCCCUCGCUCAGCAGUCACACAGGCCCGCAGGCCCUCAGGGCCAUCCCAGGGCUCAACCACCGCCCUUCAGACAGCACUGAGCCUCAUCUCCAUGACCUCCCCACGCAACCUGCAGCCUCAGAGGGCAGCCCUGGCUCCAUCCUUUGUGGAAUUUGACAUGUCUGUGGAAGGUUAUGGCUGUUUGUUUAUUCCAACCCUGUCUACGGUGAUGGGAACCAGCACUGAAUACUCGGUCUCUGGAGGGAUUGGGACAGGCGCUGCCAGGUCCUUCCCUCCGCCAGGGGGCCUGACCUUUUCCUGCUGGUUCCUGAUCAGCAGGCACAGCUCAGUCACGGAGGGCCACCCACUGCGCUUCCUGACCGUGGUACGCCACCUGGCCAGGACCGAGCAGCCCUUCGUCUGCUUCUCCGUCAGCCUCUGCCCGGAAGACCUCUCCUUGGUUGUGUCUACAGAAGAGAAAGAGCUUCAGCCCCUGGAUGUCAUGGAACCCGAGGAUGACCCUGAGCCUUCUGCGGGACGCCAGCUUCGGGUCAGGUGUGGCCAGAUGCUGGCCUGUGGUCAGUGGCACCACCUGGCUGUGGUUGUCACCAAGGAGAUGAAAAGAAAUUGUACUGUUUCCACCUAUCUGGAUGGACAGGUCAUCGGCUCAGCCAAGAUGUUGUACAUUCAGGCCUUACCAGGACCAUUCUUUUCAAUGGAUCCAUCUUCAUUUGUGGAUGUUUAUGGAUAUAUUGCUACCCCUCAAGUUUGGAAACAAAAGUCAUUAUUAAUAUGGCGUCUGGGCCCUGCGUACCUCUUCGAAGAAGCCAUCUCAAUGGAAACUCUGGAAGUUAUUAACAAACUUGGCCCAAGAUACUGUGGUAACUUCCAAGCUGUGCAUGCCCAAGGAGAGGACCCUUGUAUGGAAGUGAUGCCCCUGGUUGCAGAUGAAAGGGUUUCCUUUGGCCUUCAUAUAGCCAGCUCCUCCGUCACCAGCGUUGCAGACAUCAGAAACGCAUACAAUGAGGUGGACAGCCGCCUGAUUGCCAAAGAGAUGAACAUUUCAUCCCGCAACAAUGCCAUACCUGUGUUCUUGCUAAGAAAUUGCGCGAGUCACCUCUCGGGUUCUCUUCGAACCAUUGGAGCCGUGGCCAUAGGCCAAUUAGGGGUAAGGGUGUUCCACUCCAUCCCUGCUGCCAGCAGCCUGGACUUCAUCGGUGGCCCCGCCAUCCUCCUGGGCCUCAUUUCCUUAGCAACGGAUGACCACACCUUGUACGCAGCUGUGAAAGUCCUGCACUCGGUCCUGACCAGCAAUGUCAUGUGUGAUCGCUUGAUGCAGCUCAUCUGUGGGUACCAGAUAAUGGCGUUUCUCCUGAGGAAAAAGACCUCUUUCCUAAACCAUCGCAUUUUUCAGCUGAUCCUGUCUAUUGCUGGCACCGCAGAACUGGGCUUUGGGUCCUCUACUAUCACCAACGUUGGUGUAUUCCAGCACAUCCUCUGCAAUUUCGAGCUCUGGAUGAAUGCUGCGGACAACUUGGAGCUCUCCCUCUUUUCCCAUCUUGUGGAAAUCCUUCAAUCACCAAGGGAAGGACCCCGGAAUGCUGAAGUUGCUCACCAGGCGCGGCUUAUUCCCAACCUCGUCUUCCUCUUCAAUGAGCCAGGCCUCGCCCCCUCCAAGAUACCCACCAUCAUUGCCAUCCUGGGCUGUCAGCUGAGGGGCCACUUCAGCCUCCAGGACUUGCACAGAAUCGGGCUGUUUGUUGUGUACACCCUCAAGCCUUCAUCGGUGAACGAGAGGCAGAUCUGCGUGGAUGGAGCCCCGGACCCCUCCGUGCCUGCUGGAAGUCAAACAUCUGGAAAGACAAUCUGGCUCAGAAACCAGUUGCUGGAGAUGCUGCUCAGUGUAAUAUCUUCUUCCCGACUUCAUCUGUCCUCUGAGGCAAAGGAAGAGAUGUUUCUGAACCUGGGGCCCGAUUGGUUCCUGCUAUUCGUGCAGGGCCAUGUGCACCCCAGCACAGUGGUGCUGGGAUUGAAGCUGCUGCUGCACUUUUUGUCAAACCCCUCCCUCCGUGGGCGAUUUAAAGAUGGCCUGUCUGCAGGGUCCUGGGUGGAACGCAGCUCCGAGGGCGUGGACAUCAUGAUGGAUAACCUGAAGAGCCACCCUCCCACGCCUGACCAGAGCCCCUGCCUGCUUCCUGGGUUCCAAGUCUUGAGUGACUUUCUGGCCCACCAUGUUCAUAUUCCGGAAGUCUACCUCAUCGUGUCCACCUUCUUCCUACAAACACCACUUACAGAGCUGAUGGACGGGCCCAAAGACAGCCUGGAUGCCAUGCUUCAGUGGCUCUUGCGUAAGCACCACAGGGAAGAAGUCCUCCGGGCUGGGCUGUGCACUGAAGGUGCCCUGCUGCUCCUGGAGAUGCUGAAAGCCACCAUGAGCCAGCCCUUGACAGGUUCUGGAGACAGCGCCUGGGAACAGACAUUCCCAGCCAGCGUGCUGCAGUUCCUUGGCAUCGUGCACAGCACCUACCCCCAGGAUCCGGCCUGGCGGGCCCCAGAGUUCCUCCAGACCUUGGCUGCAGUCACCUUCCCCCUGGGAACCCAUCAGGGGGCCGUGACAGAGGCUACCCAGGACACCAGCAGUCCUGAGGCCGAGCCUGAAGGCAACAGCACUGAGGAGGGUCUGCAGGCUCCUGCUGAGUCACAUCCCACCCGGAAGCAGCUGAGGGAAUUCAUGCAGCUACUCUUGAGGGAGCUCUUGCUUGGGGCUCCCAACCCCAAGCAGUGGCUGCCGCUGGAGGUGCUCCUGGAGGCUUCUCCAGACAAUGCCACCGGCCAACAGAAGCGAGACUUUCAAUCUGAGGUCUUGCUUUCCACCAUGGAAAUAUUUCACAUGAUGAGUGGAGGCCAGGCACCAGUGCUUAGAGGCAGUAGAGAGCCUCAGCCAAAUGCAGAAGCUGCUGCUGCUCCUUCACUUGCCAGCAUCUCCCAGUUCGUCCAGAAGCUGGUGGAGAAGCUGUACAGUGGAAUAUUCUCAGCAGACCCCAGGCACAUCCUUCUCUUCAUCACGGAGCACAUAAUGUUGGUCAUCGAGAACGCCUCUUCUCAGAGAGACGCUGUCAUCGGUGCUCUAUACAGCAGUUUAAAUAAAGUCAUUCUUUAUUGCCUCUCCAAGCCCCAGCAGUCCCUCUCCGAAUGCCUCAGCCUUCUCAACAUCCUGGGAUUUCUUCAGGAACACUGGGACAUUAUCUUUGCCACCUAUAAUUCUAACGCCAGCUUCCUCAUGUGUCUCAUGCAUUGUCUUCUGCUGCUCAGUGCAAGAAGUUAUCCAGAAGGAUUUGGAUUGGAACCCAAGCAUAGAAUGACUCCUUAUCAUCAAGUCUUUCUUUCUCCAAAUGAAGAAGUGAGAGAAAAAAGAGAAGACUUCCCAAGCUUGAGCAAUGUCCAGCACAACAUCCAAAAGACUGUUCAGGCUCUCUGGCAGCAGCUCGUGGCACAGAGACGGCAGGAGCUGGAGGAUAACUUCAAGAUUGAUCUUUCUGUGAAACCUGGAGAGAGUGAAGUGAAGAUUGAGGAGGUCACCCCACUCUGGGAAGAGAUGAUGCUCAAGGCCUGGCAGCAUUACCUAGCAUCUGAAAAGAAGUCACUGGCCAGUCGCUCAAGUGUCGGACACCACAGCAAAGUCCCUUCGUGGAGUGGAAGCUUGUCCUCAGCCAUGAGGCUGAUGCCCGGGCGGCAGACCAAGAACCCUGAGUGCAAAGCAGAGCCCUUUGGUCAUGCAGGCAGCUGUGUUCCAACACCAUAUGCAGAAUGGAGCUUCCCAGGGCAGCAAAGCAUCCUGGUGGUGGAGGACUUCAUGUCAUGUAUCGAGAACUACAGACGAAAAGGACAGGAGCUAUAUGCAUCUCUAUACAAAGAUCAUGUACAGAGGCGGAGAUGUGGCAGAAUCAAGGCAGCCAACGCCUGGGCCAGGAUCCAGGAGCAGCUUUUUGGGGAGCUGGGCUUGUGGCGUCAGAUGGCAGAAGCCACACCCUGCUCCCGGUGGGAACUGGACUGGAGAGAAGGACCAGCUCGCAUGAGGAAACGUAUCAGACGCUUGUCUCCGCUGGAGGCCCUGAGUCGAGAAAGGCUCAAGGAGAGUCAGGACAGAAAUGGUGAUAUUUGUCAGUUAAAUGCUGAAAACCAAGAUGAAGUGACACCAAAGGAAGCUGAGAGCGAGAGAGAUGAGGCAGUAGACUGCACCCGGCUGACCUUCUUCCCCGCCUUACAUGAAAGCCUGCACUCUGAAGAUUUCUUGGAACUGUGUCGGGAGAGACAAGUCAUUUUACAAGAGCUUCUUGAUCAUGAAAAGGUGACACAGAAGUACUCCCUGGUCAUCGUGCAGGGUCACCUGGUCUGCGAAGGGCUCCUGCUCUUUGGCCAGCAGCACUUCUACAUCUGCGAGAACUUCACACUCUCUCCCGUGGGUGAUGUCUACUGCACCCGCCACUGCUUAUCCAACAUUAGCGAUCCGUUCAUCUUCAACAUGUGCAGCAAAGACAGGUCCUCCGACCAUUACUCGUGCCAGCGCCACAGCUACGGUGACCUCAGGGAGCUCCGGCAGGCGCGCUUCCUCCUGCAGGACAUUGCCCUGGAGAUCUUUUUCCGAAACGGAUAUUCCAAGUUUCUUGUCUUCCACAACAGUGAUCGGAGUAAGGUCUUCAAAAGCUUCUGCUCUUUCCAACCCGGCUUGAAAGGAAAAGGCUUCACGGAGGACCCGCUCAACCUAAGGAGAUACCCCGGCUCCGACAGGACCAUGCUGCAGAAAUGGCAGAAAAGGGACAUGAGCAAUUUCGAGUAUCUCAUGCACCUCAACACGCUGGCCGGGAGGACCUACAACGACUACAUGCAGUAUCCAGUGUUUCCCUGGGUCCUGGCUGACUAUAGCUCGCAGACAUUGAACUUGAUGAAUCCCAAGACUUUCCGGGAUCUUUCGAAGCCCAUGGGGGCUCAGACCAAGGAAAGGAAGCUGAAAUUCAUCCAGAGGUUUAAAGAAGUUGAGAAGACUGAAGGAGACAUGACCGUCCAGUGCCACUACUGCACUCAUUACUCCUCGGCCAUCAUUGUUGCCUCCUUCCUGGUCCGGAUGCCUCCCUUCACCCAGGCCUUCUGCUCUCUGCAGGGUGGAAGCUUUGAUGUGGCGGAUAGAAUGUUCCACAGCAUGAAGAAAGCAUGGGAGUCAGCCUCCAGAGAGAACAUGAGUGACGUCAGGGAGCUGACCCCGGAGUUCUUCUACCUGCCCGAGUUUCUGACCAACUGCAACGCCGUGGAGUUUGGCUGCAUGCAGGACGGGACAGCACUGGGGGACGUGCAACUCCCUCCCUGGGCUGAUGGGGACCCACGGAAAUUCAUCAGCCUGCAUAGACAAGCUUUGGAAAGUGACUUUGUCAGUGCCAACCUGCACCACUGGAUAGACCUCAUCUUUGGGUACAAGCAGCAAGGGUCAGCCGCAGUGGAGGCUGUUAAUAUCUUCCACCCCUACUUCUACGGUGACAAAAUGGACCUCAGCAGCAUCAGUGACCCCCUGAUCAGAAGCACCAUCCUGGGGUUCGUCAGCAACUUUGGACAAGUGCCCAAACAGCUCUUUACUAAACCCCACCCGGCCAGGACCACUGCAGGGAAGGCUUCCCCUGGAAAGGACGCCUCCACACCUGUGAGCGUGCCCGGUCACCCACAGCCCUUUCUCUACAGCCUGCCGUCGCUGAGACCCUCCCAGGUCACAGUCAAAGAUAUGUACCUUUUCUCUCUAGGCUCGGAAUCCCCCAAAGGAGCCAUCGGCCACAUUGUUCCUACGGAGAAGACCAUCCUGGCCGUGGAGACGAACAAGAUGCUGCUGCCUCCUCACUGGAGCAGGACCUUCAGCUGGGGCUUUGACGACUUCAGCUGCUGCCUGGGCAGCUACGGCUCUGACAAGAUCCUGAUGACGUUCGAGAACUUGGCCGCCUGGGGCCGCUGUCUGUGUGCCGUGUGCCCGUCCCCCACGACCAUCGUCACUUCUGGGACCAGCGCCGUGGUGUGUGUGUGGGAACUCAGCAUGGCCAAAGGUCGCACCACAGGCCUGCACCUCAAGCAGGCCUUGUAUGGACACACACAGGCUGUCACAUGCCUGGCAGCAUCGGUAACCUUCAGCCUCCUGGUGAGUGGCUCCCAAGACUGCUCAUGUAUCCUGUGGGACCUGGACCACCUCAGCCGUGUAGCCUGCCUGCCCACCCACAGGGAGAGCAUAUCUGCCGUUGCCAUCAGCGAUGUGUCGGGCACCAUCGUCUCCUGUGCGGGAGCCCACUUGUCCCUGUGGAGUGUCAACGGACAACCCUUGGCCAGCAUUACCACGGCCUGGGGCCCAGGAGGAGUCAUAACCUGCUGCUGCGUGAUGGAGGGGCCAGCAUGGGACACGAGCCAUGUCAUCAUCACAGGGAGUCAGGAUGGCAUGGUCCGGAUCUGGAAGACCGAGGAGCUGAAGAUGUCUGUUCCCGGGCAGGCAGCGCCAGAGGGGCCCUGGGCUCCACCUCCAAGCCCCAGAGGUCACAGGUGGGAGAAGAAUCUUGCCCUCUGCAGAGAGCUGGAUGUCAGCGUUGCCUUGACAGGGAAGCCCAGCAAGGCCAGCUCUGCAGUGACAGCUCUGGCUGUGUCCAGAAACCAGACCAAACUCCUGGUCGGCGAUGAGAAGGGGAGAAUAUUCUGCUGGUCCGCAGAGGGUUAGGAGGCGAGAGCUGGUGGAGGCGCUGGCAUGGCAGCCGUGUGCCCUGAGGGGCAGCAACACCAAGCAGAAGGCGCAGACUCAGUGCCAGGGGCGCCAAGGAAACCCCCAGCCUCCCUUCCGAAAGGUCCCCAAGGAUGUGGCUGCUGGCCGCUAGAGCUACACACCCUGAACUUUGGCCUUGGAUUGCACAGAGAUGCACUUCUACAAAACAGAUACACGCGCCCAUCGGGGCCCGUGAGCAGAGCACUGGAAAGCGUGGCACGAGGGUGCCAACCGGCGCACGAAAUCACACGUGACUCACUUUUCAGAGGGCUUACUGCACUGGAAAAACACUGGGCCACUUACUGGAAACUAAUGGGAAAGACUGUAUUGUUGUUAUUUUACUAAAACAACUACUUUCCAAACACAAGAGGGCUCUUGAGUUUAAAAUUUCCACCCUUUCCCACUGAAGUAUUUGUAGCUCCACGCUUAGAAAGGCCUCAGGGACGCACAGCCCCCUUUCAGAGUGUUUCUCCGCCCCUCCAGCUCCCCCGGUGGAAUCUGGCUCCUCCCGUGGUCUUGCUUGCUGUGCGGGGGACCUUAGCGUCGGGAGCAGGGGCCCACACUCGAGGCCCAGCGGCCGUGGCUGGGCUCAGGCCACGGACGCAAUGGCUGCCC